Emys orbicularis (European pond turtle) is the source of this 2166-nucleotide messenger RNA. It is a transcript of the gene PGAM5, whose product is annotated as PGAM family member 5, mitochondrial serine/threonine protein phosphatase. Gene Ontology annotation, biological process: peptidyl-threonine dephosphorylation; positive regulation of mitochondrial fission. Bases 1 to 930 code for a protein of 309 amino acids. The transcript is spliced from 6 exons. Gene Ontology annotation, molecular function: protein serine/threonine phosphatase activity. Gene Ontology annotation, cellular component: mitochondrion. The record is from RefSeq and is a predicted model, not a curated record. NCBI's taxonomy places the organism in Eukaryota, Metazoa, Chordata, Testudines, Emydidae.
AUGUCAUUCCGCCGGGCGCUGGCGCUGGCCGCCUGCGGGCUGGCCGGCGGCUCCGUGCUCUUCUCGGCCGUGGGCGUGGGCAAGCAGCCGGCCCAUGGCGCCGGGGGCGACGCUGAGACCCGGUCGGCGGGAGCAGCCCCCGCCGCCCCCGGGCUGCUGCUGCUGCCGCCCCCCGCCUCCUGCCCCGCAGCGCCGGGCUGGGUGGAGCGACCCGCCGGCGGGGGCGGCUACUGGGACAGCAACUGGGACAGACGUGAACCACUGGCUCUUAUCAACCGGAAAAAGAAAAAUGAAGAGACUGGGGAAGAAGAGCUUGCUUCCCGCCUAGAUCACUGCAAAGCAAAAGCUACCAGACACAUAUUCCUUAUCCGCCAUUCUCAGUACAACUUGGAUGGUCGGAUUGAUAAAGACAGAAUUCUGACCCAGCUGGGUCGUGAGCAGGCAGAGCUGACUGGGCGCAGGCUGGCAAGUUUGGGGUUGAAAUUUGAUACAAUUAUCCACUCCUCUAUGACCAGAGCAACGGAAACAACCGACAUCAUCAGCAAGCAUCUUCCAGGGGUCAAAAAAGUUAGUACUGACCUGCUAAGAGAGGGAGCACCUAUAGAACCAGUCCCUCCAGUAUCUCACUGGAAACCAGAAGCUGUGCAGUAUUAUGAAGAUGGGGCUCGUAUUGAGGCUGCUUUCCGAAACUAUAUUCAUAGGGCUGAUGCAAAGCAGGAAGAGGACAGCUAUGAGAUUUUUGUUUGCCAUGCCAAUGUGAUCCGCUACAUAGUUUGCAGAGCAUUACAGUUCCCCCCGGAAGGCUGGCUUCGGAUGUCCCUUAAUAAUGGCAGUAUAACCCACUUGGUGAUCCGUCCUAGUGGAAGAGUGGCACUUAGAACACUUGGAGACACAGGAUUCAUGCCUCCAGAUAAAAUCACACGCACCUGAGUCUGUGCAGGUGAUGGCCAUGUGGGAGCUGCUUCUAGUCUCGCUGCACUAGUACAUCCAACUACUGUACCACUAAAUUUCUAUUUGUAAUAUCAGGGUAUGAUGCUGUUUUAAAAUUGUACUUUAAUCUCCUUUGCAUACUCAUGUCUGCUUUUCAGUCCAAAAAAGACAACUUUGCAUUUCUUCAGAGUUCUAUGGACUUUACUUGUAUCACUUCCUAAAAUGAAGAGUGACACCUCCCCGCUCUGAGAUGUGGAGUACGAAAAGACUGCUGAAAGGAUAUUUGUGCUCAACCAUUGGAGAGCACCACUUGCUUGUAAAGUAAAAAUUACUCUUCCUGUUGAGCUUUUAGUGAACUGAUUCCUAUGCUAUAGAGGGGUAUGACUACUAGUGCUUUCCCCGGUUGAAGUUAUGUAUGUGUUUAGCAGACACAGGGCAUACUGAAAUGAGGAGAGAAGUAUAGAGCUGUGGUGUUAGGUUAGAGUGUGACUUUAAUGCUCCCUGCUUUGGAAGUUCAUUCCCCUAUUCUGAAAAAUACUCCUAGCAACAGUGACGGAGGAGCUCCAGAAGGAAAGUAAAUGUUAAGACAGACUUUCUUCAUAAGCCAGUUUUAUAAUACUACCUUGUCCUUAUGGCUGAAUGGGGCUUGUGGCAGUGAUCGACUGGUCAGUUAGCAGAGGACUCUGCAGUAUAGGUAGUGCUUGUCUUAUGCAGAUAAGCUUUGAGAACAAACAAGCAGUCUGUCUCCACUGACUUUCACAUUACCCUGGACUAAGCUUGUCAAAGUACCUAACUCACUACUUGAUGCGAUUAAUUCCUAUAUACCUUUUUACACUCCAACCAUGAGUGCUCAGUUUGGGCAAAAUUCUUGUGCUAUAUUAAUUUUUAUAGCAAACUAGUAUGAUGGUGAAAGAGCAAAUAAGAGUAUGGGAAGUUAGUUCUAGUCAGGUGAGAACAAGGUUCAUGCUCAUAACUGGACAUUUUACAACAUAAGCUUUUCUUGAAGAAAAUGCUAGGUACUCACCUCUGCCAUGGCAGAGCUAAUAUGAAAUUUUAAUCAUGAGAAACAGUGCCUAGCAACCUGUGCAGUUGAAACCAUGAACUCUUUCCACGCUGUUUAAGCCAUCUGGCUCUUGCAGUUGGAGCCGUUUAGUGAAACAGGUUACUAAAGAACAUAAAACUUUGUAUAUGAAAAGGGGUAUGUGGGGGGGAUGGUCUUCAAGAAAUUGGAAUAAU